Messenger RNA from Gadus chalcogrammus (walleye pollock), 3381 nucleotides. RefSeq names its product zinc finger protein 878-like. Gene Ontology annotation, cellular component: nucleus. The record is from RefSeq and is a predicted model, not a curated record. The transcript has 9 exons. Lineage: Eukaryota; Metazoa; Chordata; Actinopteri; Gadiformes; Gadidae. Gene Ontology annotation, biological process: regulation of transcription by RNA polymerase II; central nervous system development. Bases 82 to 2022 code for a protein of 646 amino acids. Gene Ontology annotation, molecular function: DNA-binding transcription factor activity, RNA polymerase II-specific; RNA polymerase II cis-regulatory region sequence-specific DNA binding.
AAUACGCUGGACAGCGUCCCAUCAGCCGGAAACUGACAAGAAGAAGAAAGAAGUGCAUGGUAAGCUGUUGCCUGAAACGGAAUGUAUCAUCUGUCUUUUGCAGAUGGAUUUCUCGCGGUUGAUCUGGACUUGUGGCAGGACAGAGAUGAUUACAAGCAGAAGACUGUGAUGACUUUCGAGACCGCAGCCCACACUGCGGCGCCACCUCAGAGUCUGCAUGUGGACGCCCUUGGCUCCUCCCACAUGGCCAGUCACAGCGAGGAGCUGAGGAUCCUGUGCGUCUACGGAAAAGGGGAGGGCCCAAUGGCGCUGGACGGCCAUGACACCCUCUUCAAAGCGUCUGAAAUGGAGGCCCUGAACUCGCUGUCUGCGGACCACAGCAAGACCACGGGCCUGGAGCUCGGCGAUCGGUUGGUCCGCCGUGAGGAGCUGAGUGUGCAGCAGCAGACCCCAGACACCAUUUUAAUCAAGGUUGAAGAGGAUAUUGAUGGAGGCAUGCCCGCUGUAGAAGACUGUGAUGACUUUCGAGACCGCAGCCCACAGUGUGGCACCACCUCAGAGAGUCUGCAUGUGGACGCCCUUGGCUCCUCCCGCAUGGCCAGUCACAACGGGGAGCUGAGGAUCCUGAGUGUCUACGGAAAAGGGGAGGGCCCAAUGGCGCUGGACGGCCAUGACAACCUCUUCAACACGUCUGAAACGGAGGCCUUGAACUCGCUGUCUGCAGAACACAGCAAGGCCACGGGCCUGGAGCUCGGCGAUCGGUUGGUCCGCCGUGAGGAGCUGAGUGUGCAGCAGCAGACCCCAGACACCAUUUCAAUCAAGGUUGAAGAGGAUUUUGAUGGACGCAUGCCCGCUGUAGAAGACUGCAAAGACAUUAGAGACCGCAGCACACAGUGCGGGGCCCCCUCAGAGAGUCUGCAUGUGGAAGCCCCUGGCUCCUCCCACAUGUCCAGUCACAACGGGGAGCUGCACAUCCUGAGUGUCUACGGAAAAGGGGAGGGCCCACUGGCGGUGGACGGCCAUGACACCCUCUUCACUACGUCCAAAUUGGAGGCCUCGUGCUCGCUGUCUGCGGACCACAGCGUGGCCAAGAGCUUGGAGCGCGGCGAGCGCUUGGUCUGCCGCGAGGAGCCGAGUGUGCAGCAGCAGACCCUGGACACCAUUUCAAUCAAGGUUGAAGAGGUUAUUGGUGGAGGCAUGCCCGCUGUAGAGGACGGCGAUGACUUUGGAGACCGCAGCACACAGCGCGGCGCCACCUCAGAGAGUCUGCAUGUGGACGCCCCUGCCUCCCACAUGUCCAGUCCCAAUGGGGAGCUGACUGGGCAUCGGGGAGGCUGCAAGGGCCAGCCCUGUGACUUGUUUGGCAAGGGUUUUCCCGACAAUACCAAGAUGACCAUCCACAUGGGUACCCACACCAGCAAGAAGCCAUACGGGUGUGACCAAUGCAUGAAGCGCUUUCAAAGCAAAGGCUACCUGAAGAUCCACAUGAGGACUCACUCUGGGGAGAAGCCCUACAGGUGCGACCGAUGCUUGAAGAGAUUCGGACAGAAAGGCAACCUUGACAUCCACAUGAGGACUCACUCCGGGGAGAAGCCCUACAGGUGUGACCAAUGCAUGAAGCGCUUCGGACACAGCUCCAGCCUGAAGACCCACAUGAGGACUCAUUCCGGGGAGAAGCCCUUCAGCUGUGACCAAUGCGUGAAGCGCUUCAGUCAACGCUCCAACCUGACCCUCCACAUGAAGAUUCACUCCGGGGAGAAGCCCUACAGUUGUGACCAAUGCAUGAAGCGCUACAGUCAAAGCUCCAACCUGAAGCUCCACAUGAUGUCUCACUCCGGGGAGAAGCCCUACAGGUGUGACCAAUGCAUGAAGUGCUUCAGUCAAAACAUCAACCUGAAGAUCCACAUGAGGACUCACUCCAGAGAGAAGCCCUGCUUGUGUCUGCAGUGCGACGCCAGCUUCAGUGACCCGAGCAAUUUGCGUGUGCACAUGCUCAAGCACACGGGCAAAGGGGUGAUUUGACACUGGGCAACGGAACUGUUUGAUUGACACCUCUAUCCUGUAUUUGUUGAAAUGACUGCUGUAGGUUUUUGGCAUCAUGAUAAAGAUACUUUCCAAUUUUUGAUUCGCUUUCUGUUGUAAAUAAUUUAUGUCAGUAUGAUGAGAAAUAAGAAUAACCUUUUUUUGGACAUUUUUCUUUUUCACCCCGCACCGCUGGGUGGAAACAAGCAUUAUGGUGCGGUUCCAUUUGGAGUUGGUUGCACCACAUCUGGUUCUACGGGAGUUUGACUGACUGGGUUGCUAGGAAUCGCAACAUAGAGAAUCGAAGCAAAGAAUAUUUCGAAACUGAUCUUGCACUUACCCACUUACCAGAAACUGUCCAUACCUGCAGUAUGGACAGUUAUAGGAUCGUAAGGAGAUAUUCACUGAGUUUUUCUCUCUGUUUCAUAUUCUUGCCUCACACGUUCUAAACCAAUCUGUUUACACCUCUCAAUCUCUGCUGUUAAAAUGAAAGCCCUGCGGCCCCCCCAGGAGUCACAAGCCACAACUGGUGUAUUGUAGUAUAUACCUGUUUUAUUUUUUGUUGAUGCAUGUUGAGAUGUAUCUUUGUUUGUACUUUUAUUGCAAAUAUAUAUGACCAACGAUUGCCUACAAGUAUUGUGUGCUUUUGGCAUCUAAAUAUCUCAUCUGUCUUAGACGCAAACUCUGGUAGAGAAAUUGCCACGACACACAGCACACAGCGCGCCGCCACCUCAGAGAGUCUGCUUGUGGACGCCCCUGGCUCCUCCCACAUUUCCAGUCACAACGAGGAGCUGCGGAUCCUUGUGUCUACGGAAAAGGGGAGGGUGCACUGGCAGUCGACAGUCAUGAAACCCUCUUCACGUGUCAAACUGGAGGCCUUGAGCUCGCUGUCUGCGGACCGCAGCGUGGCCAAGAGCCUGGAGUACAGCGAGUGUGCAGGUUGGAAAUCUCAUUCCCCAUCCAAAAGAGAGGCCUCCUCUGUUACCACAGACCAAUAUAAAGCACACAUCUGUAUGACUCAAUGUGUUGUUAGUGGGGAAUGACAACCAGGGACGGCUGGUAUAAAUGGGCUAACAGGGCUAAGCCCUCCCUACCUUUUACAGUAAAAAUCAAAAAAUAUUAUUAAAAACCUUAGAACAUAUUGUUUUAUAUUUUGGUAGAACCUAAAGCAGCAACAGCACCAAAAAGUGACCGAAAAACCCAGGAUGUAUGAUAUAUCUUGGGUUUUUUCCUGUGAAUGGGCUAAAUGUAUUAUUGGAGCCUUGUAGAUCUAAAAUUCUUCCCAAACCAAAGCAUUUUCAUUAGGCCUCUUCUCUCCGACAGUUAUCCUAGAGGCUACCAGAUAUUUAAACUCUGCAA